UUUUUUUUUUUCUUUUUUCCUUCCUAUCUUUUUUCUUUUUCCUUUUCCUUUUUCCUUUCUAAAAUAAAUUAUGGCCAGUGAUGACCUCUGAUGAAACAAAACAAAAACGAAAUCGACCUUGUGAAAAUUGUCGAGCUCAUAGACGACGAUGUAUACCAACUCAAACACCUCAAUGUGAACGAUGUACCAAAAAGAAAUUAUCAUGUAUUUACAAGUUUACUGUUAAACCAACAAUGAUCAAAAAUGUUGUUCCAGCUUCAAAACGUAUGCGUCUAUUGGAUCAGGUGCGAGAUAUGGAAGAAACUAUGGAUGCUCUGGAAGACCAAGUUCAUUUGAUACUCGCUUAUAACAAUGAUGAAUCACCAAAACAACUGGAUAAUACUGAAAAUACAAUACACCACUCUGAAUCAAUAUCACCUCUGAAUGAAGAAGAAUGGACAGUAACUAUUCAACCAACCAAACAUGGAAUUCAAUUACAAACAUCUGUUCACACUGUUAGCGAACUUGUUCAGUUUUUAACUCAAAGUGUAGGAUGCUUCUCAACACCACAACGAACACCUAACUAUUAUUCCAAUCAUUCUCAACAAACAAUGAAAGUGACUUUAAAAAUGCUUCAAGUAGAAGAAAGUCUUCGACAGAUAUUUAGCAAGAUACCAGCUCAAAAGCAAUUCAAUCAUAGUCAGCUUGUCAUCAACGAUUCAACAUUUUAUGAUCAUACCCGACGUGCAUCUGUCCUUUAUCUCGUUGAUAGUUUUUUCAACUGUGUGCGCAAUAUGAUACCCAUUGUGGCUCCUUAUUAUCACCCUCUUAUUAUCAAGCAACCGGAUUCAACGCUGGCGUACUCCUUGGCAUGCUUUACUGCACUUUCUACUUGCGUGAUUCAUGUGGAUGAAAAGACGUUACCUUGUCAUCGAUCUGAUUUUGGGAUUUAUCUCUAUCAAGCCGCCCAUGAAAAGCUUCGCGAUGAUGUGUUUGAUGAACCACAUUCGAUAGAAACAAUCAUUGCUCUAUUGACCAUGUCUCAAGCGUCCAUGAUUAUAUUACGAAAUGAUGAUACUCGACUAUACAUCCAUUUGGCUUGGCAAAUGUUGCUUGCCAUGCGUGAUGAUUGUACGGCUAUUCUACGAAAAUUUGAAGCAACAUCAGCUACAUCUCCUACAACUCCUGAAUUGGCACGUGCAGAAACUUGGAGACGACUGUUCUAUGGUGUACGGUAUAUGCUCAUCCAUGUUCGUAUAGUUCAAGCGGAUACUGUGGAUUUCGGAUCGUUCUUGAAAGAAAGCAAUAUUGGCUAUCCUCGACCACUCUUUUGUGAAAUGGAGAAUCAACGAAGAAAACGAAUGGUGGAAGUUUAUAACUUAUUUGUACGACUGGAUGACUGUUAUAUCUCAAGCAAUGUGGAUGCAAUGGGUUAUCGAUUAUUUGCUGGUGAACUAGACAAGGUACGCUUGUAUGAUGUUUCUUAUAUAGAACAUCGACUCUUCUCGUUCUGGCAAAGUUUACCUAGUGAUUUUCGACUUACCACAACACCUAUGGAAUAUUUGGAUCCUGCCUCGAUUUAUACUUGUCAAGAUCUUCAUAUCUUAUAUCUCAAUCAGAUGUAUUAUAGUCAGUGGUUGACAUUGGAAACUCGGUUGAUGCAAACACCUUGUACAGCAGAUUUGAAAGAUACCACUUGGAUACGACUAGAUGGUGGACGGGCUCUAUUGAUUGUUUCUGUAUGUGCGGACACAUUGACACAUAUAUUUCAAGUCUUACAUCAAAAUGAAUCCUGUAUGCUUGAGCUUCAUUGGUUAUUAGUCACUACAGAUGCUUUAAGAAUGCUCACCAAAGCUGCCAAUACUUCUGUUCGGAAUCGAGCGCAAUACAAUCUACGAAUCUGUUUGUCCGUUCUCAUGUCUCAAUUACAACCUAAACCUCAAUAUUAUACAACAUCUCCAUCACCAUCUAUUUCUUCGACAGGUCGUUCUUCUUUUACCAAUAUGAAUCAUGGAUUAUCACCGGGUAAUUCUUCAACAAGUACUAUUAGUGAUAGUUUGGAUGAAGUGGAUGAACAAGAGGAUUGGAAUCAUCAUGAUCAGGCUUCCUCUCUUGAUCUAUCUACUGAUCUAUCUCCUAUGGUAGUUUAUUAUGGUGAAAUCAAGAAAAGCUUGGAAUCUUAUUUUAGUGAUGAUAUAGCGUAGUUUAUUUAUUAUUUAUUUUUAUUUAGUAUUGUAGUUAUUGUUUGAUAUAUAUCCUUUUCUUUUUUUUUUAUACUUGAUUUCCUUUUUCUUUUUUUUGUAAAUAGUGUCAAAAUAAAAUGAAAUUUUUUCUUACUUUCAAU
Halteromyces radiatus is the source of this 2323-nucleotide messenger RNA. RefSeq lists its product as uncharacterized. The annotation marks the transcript as partial. Gene Ontology annotation, cellular component: nucleus. The transcript has 2 exons. Gene Ontology annotation, biological process: regulation of DNA-templated transcription. Gene Ontology annotation, molecular function: DNA-binding transcription factor activity, RNA polymerase II-specific; zinc ion binding. The record is from RefSeq and is a predicted model, not a curated record. NCBI's taxonomy places the organism in Eukaryota, Fungi, Mucoromycota, Mucoromycetes, Mucorales, Cunninghamellaceae.